GGCUGUAUGCUCCAGGCCUCAAUGAGGAGCCCAAACAUGGAGGCCUUCAAGCAGCAGAAGGUGGAGGACUGUUACGACAUCGGAGAGGAGCUGGGGAGCGGCCAGUUUGCCAUUGUGAAGAAGUGCCGGGAGAAGAGCACCGGGCUGGAGUACGCAGCCAAGUUCAUCAAGAAGCGGCAGAGCCGGGCCAGCCGGCGGGGCGUGUGCCGGGAGGACAUCGAGCGGGAGGUGAGCAUCCUGCGGCAGGUGCUGCAUCCCAACAUCAUCACGCUGCACGACGUCUUUGAGAACCGCACCGACGUGGUGCUCAUCCUGGAGCUGGUGUCCGGAGGAGAGCUUUUUGAUUUUCUGGCCCAGAAGGAGUCCCUGAGUGAGGAGGAGGCCACCAGCUUCAUUAAGCAGAUCCUGGACGGAGUGAACUACCUUCAUGCCAAGAAAAUUGCUCACUUUGAUCUCAAGCCAGAAAACAUUAUGUUGUUAGACAAGAAUAUUCCCAUUCCACACAUCAAGCUAAUUGACUUUGGCCUUGCUCACGAAAUAGAAGAUGGAGUUGAAUUUAAGAACAUUUUUGGCACACCAGAAUUUGUUGCUCCAGAGAUUGUGAACUAUGAGCCCCUGGGCCUGGAGGCUGACAUGUGGAGCAUCGGCGUCAUCACCUACAUCCUCCUAAGUGGAGCAUCCCCUUUCCUGGGAGACACGAAGCAGGAGACGCUGGCAAAUAUCACAGCGGUGAGUUACGACUUUGAUGAGGAAUUCUUCAGUCAGACCAGUGAGCUGGCCAAGGACUUCAUUCGGAAGCUUCUGGUUAAAGAGACACGGAAACGGCUCACAAUCCAAGAGGCUCUCCGACACCCCUGGAUCACGUCCAAAGGAGAAGUCAGAGCCCCAGAACAGCGGAAGACUGAGCCCACCCAGCUGAAGACCAAGCGCCUGAGAGAGUACACCCUCAAAUGCCACUCAAGCAUGCCUCCCAACAACACCUACGUCAACUUUGAGCGCUUUGCUCAUGUGAUGGAGGAUGUGGCUUGGGUAGACCAGGGAUGCCAUGCCCUGGCAGGGGCCCAUGACACCAUCCAGGACGAUGUGGAAGCUUUGGUUUCCAUCUUCAAUGAGAAGGAAGCUUGGUACCGAGAGGAGAGUGAGAGUGCCCGGCACGACCUGUCCCAGCUCAGGUACGAGUUCCGCAAAGUGGAGUCCUUGAAGAGGCUCCUGCGAAAAGACAUCCAGACCACAGGGUCCAGCCUCGGAAGCAUGGCCAGGAGAUUGGACCAUCUGCAGGUGCAGUUUGAAGCUCUGAGGCAGGAGCUCUCAGCAGACCUACAGUGGAUCCAGGAGCUGGUGGGCAGCUGCCAGCUGGAGAGUGGGAGCACAGAUGGCCUGGGCUCUGUGUUCUGCCGGGACGCCAGUGAGCCCCUAGCGGAGCUGCGCAGCAGAUCAGGCAGCGAAGAAGUCUUGGCCGGCUUGGAGCUCUGAGCACCAGAAUCUAGUCAGUAAUGCCUCCUGGAUGGCUUGCAGAAGCAUGUUCCAACGGCCCUGCUGGGCAUCAGCUAGAGUUAUCCUGCAGGGAUGUAUGUCCGUAGCAUAGACUUCCACCCCCUUCCCAGAAUCCAGAAUCACAGAGGUACUGGCGAGUUAUUCAUUUUGCACCUCCUCUCACCAACCUGGUUUUCUGGGAUGAGGGAUUGACAGGGCAGCCAAGCUGUUAAAACAAAUGAGAAUAAAUACCCUUCAAUGUAUCUUUCUCUAGAGGGAGGACAGCUGGCUCUGGGGAAAUGCUUGGUAACUGAUGUGUGAUCAUGGAUUUGUGCACAUUUCACUUCCCACCUAUAUGCCUUGGGGGUUGCAGAUCUUGGGUAAUAUUGAGCUAACCAGGGGCAAUAGUAAGUCAGCUUGUUGCUUUCCUGCUUCAGAAGGAGGAAUUUUAAAUGCACAGAGAAAAUAUUACUUCUCAUUUGCAUUGACAUCACUUACCAAGCACUUA
Messenger RNA from Eptesicus fuscus (big brown bat), 1981 nucleotides. RefSeq names its product death associated protein kinase 2 (gene DAPK2). The record is from RefSeq and is a predicted model, not a curated record. The coding region runs from base 7 to 1473 and encodes 488 amino acids. Gene Ontology annotation, cellular component: nucleus; cytoplasm. The transcript is spliced from 9 exons. NCBI's taxonomy places the organism in Eukaryota, Metazoa, Chordata, Mammalia, Chiroptera, Vespertilionidae. Gene Ontology annotation, biological process: positive regulation of apoptotic process; protein phosphorylation; intracellular signal transduction. Gene Ontology annotation, molecular function: ATP binding; protein serine/threonine kinase activity.